Molecule: messenger RNA, 1421 nt
Organism: Talpa occidentalis (Iberian mole)
Lineage: Eukaryota; Metazoa; Chordata; Mammalia; Eulipotyphla; Talpidae
Gene: KCNE5
Product: potassium voltage-gated channel subfamily E regulatory subunit 5
Exons: 1
Coding region: 120-545 (141 amino acids)
Biological process (GO): ventricular cardiac muscle cell action potential; membrane repolarization during action potential; regulation of heart rate by cardiac conduction
Cellular component (GO): membrane
Molecular function (GO): delayed rectifier potassium channel activity; voltage-gated potassium channel activity involved in ventricular cardiac muscle cell action potential repolarization; potassium channel regulator activity
Source: RefSeq, a predicted model, not a curated record
CCGCCCGCCGGGGAGCUGGGUGCCUCCGCUGUCACUCGCUCGCUCGCUCGCUUGCUUCCCCUCACUCAGGGGGAAAGGUCACCUGCGUCCUGGAGCCGCCUUGUCCCUCCCCGACAGCCAUGAAUUGCAGUGAGAGCCAGAGGCUGCGAACCCUCCUGAGCCGCCUGCUGCUCGAGCUGCACCACCGGGGCAACGCCAGCAGCCUGGGCGCCGGCCCCGGCCCUAGCAUGGGCAUGGGGGUGGUGCCUGACCCCUUCGUGGGCCGCGAGGUGACCAGCGCCAAGACCGACGACGCCUAUCUCUACAUCCUGCUCAUCAUGAUCUUCUACGCCUGCCUGGCCGGAGGCCUCAUCCUGGCCUACACCCGCUCCCGCAAGCUCGUCGAGGCCAAGGACGAGCCUUGCCAGGCCUGCACCCAGCACGAGUGGGCCCCGGAACGCGACCCGGACGACCCCGAGACGGCCACCGGCUCUCCAGCACAGGGCCGCCGCCAGCCAGCCCCUGGGGGGCUGCCCACCCUCAGCCAGGGCACUGAGGGGGUCUAGAAUCAGGCUUCGCUUGCUUGCGCGCACCCUCCUUAUCUCGCUAAUGCCAGGAUGCGCGCCGGUUCCUUUCCUCCCCUUCUAGGGUUCACCUCACCUGAGGCCCAAACAGUGAUGAGAGGCUAAGAGACCUGGUCCUGAAAGCCCUGGAAGAAGUACCACCCUGUCCCACUCCUGGCUAGUUUCUCUCUCGCCUAGGCCACCCCCCCCAACCCCGCACAUCCAACUGCGCUAAACUGCCUCUGCUUUCUUGUCUUCAGCUAGCCCUGACACCAUGCCCCAGCCCUCUGGGAACUGAAUCCAACGCAUCCAACACUUGGCUUUGAACUGAAGCAAUGAAGUCGAUCAGAACUCUGGGCCGUCUGACUGGCAGCUGCUCCAGGGACUGCUCACCCUGCAGAGCCAACAGGCUUGCCAUCUUUGCCAGGCCGGCUGCAGCAGCUCCAGCUUCCUGUUGCCUUAGGGACAGAGACAAAGAAAAAGAAGACAUUUCAGACAUCUUUCUCCUCCCUCCUUCUUUCAGCAGGGAGCUCGCAGGACGCUAGGACCAGGCUGUGGGCUAGAAUGGACUUAAUGGGGAGGGAAAAGGGAGGGAAACUUACUGGGAAGGGAGAAACCUAAGACCCCCCCCCCGCCCCCCAACUGUAUUGUCUUGCAUCUAGUUGUCCUCCCAAAGGUAACUUGCCUGAUUUGUAGAAGCUUUGCCAUCUUUCUACCAUGGGUAAUCAUUGCUGGGUACAUCACCCCAAUACUUCCAAAUGCCUCUCCUGUGUUGAUUCAGUGCUUCUGGCAGCUGCCUGCUUCACCCCUGGAACAGGAGGCUCAGAGGUCCCCUGCUGUGUAACCCGGGCAAUGUCAGAGGCAGGUAAUAAAGGUUGU